This is a messenger RNA of Pocillopora meandrina, 5972 nucleotides long. NCBI's taxonomy places the organism in Eukaryota, Metazoa, Cnidaria, Anthozoa, Scleractinia, Pocilloporidae. The record is from the annotation of a GenBank genome assembly.
CUUCAAAUGUCAAUAUGGCGAACACUGAAAUGCCGCAAUGCAACACUUUUGAGAGUUAUAAUUCUAAUCGAAUGAUCAGUGCGUCUUUCGCAUCUCCUCUGAACUCUUUAUCUCAGCAGCUUAACAGCCCUCAUGCAGGAAGUAAACGGAAGGCGAAUGAGGAUCAAAACACAAACCCUGUACCCCACAAGCAAACAGCGCGUCUUGAAACUGUUGAACAGCAUCCCCAACGAGAACUAUUUUGCGAAAUCUGCAACGUACAGCUUAAUUCGAUCACUCAAACUUUACAGCACAGAGAGGGGAAAGCUCAUUUGAACAAACUCAAGAAGGUUGAGGAAUUUAAAACGGUAUGCUCGGUCAGAGAAUUUAUUUGUGAAAUAUCUUAAUUUAACAGUAGUUGUAGAUAAGUGUGGUUCAUUUAUUCUUUAAAUAGGUUUUUUUUUUUAACAUAAGUUUUGAUUGACAGAUUGGUCGUGUGUUCCAGUAUUUUAGGGGCUGACAAAGUUUUUAGAUGAGUGAAAUCAUUUUCAAAUCAAGUUUAAAUCAAACUACGUGCUGUUUUCGUCAUUUAUAUCUUACAAUUGUCAAUUGCUGUUGCUAGGGUUUCCCGUUUUUAAUUUAACUGCCAGCAGGUCUUUGGGCUAAUUUGCGGUCUGGCGCAGCUUCUUCAAGCCUAUUAUUUACAUGCACCUAAACAAGGAAAUAAAAAUAAGUAAGGUGCCCUUCGAUCGUGAUUCAACUAUUUUUAUUCUCGAAAAUAUUGGUUUUUUUUUGUUUUUUCUUCCAGCACGAUUUACAUUACAGGUAGCUAAAAAGUAGCCAAAUGCAAUCAUAACUCCCACUUCUUUGCAAGAUCAUCAAAUCCUGUGGAGAUUUCACAACUAGAUUACAAGGAUCAGCUGUUUUUCAAGCUGUUCUUCCUCAUGAAUAUUUCAUAAAAAAAUGUUUAGUUAGUUUUAUAAACACCUCUCAAUGGGUCAUAAUUAGCAGACGAGGUACAAGUCUGUAUGUCUGAUAUUUUUGUCCCAACAACUUCCUGUGAGAUUGAAAUAUUUGAGUGGCUCUAAUGUUAUUGUCUAUUAACCUUUUCAAUUGAUUUCCACAACAAACAAAAAACAUCUUUAAUUUUCAUGGCAUGACUGACAGGAAUCAUGAUUUUCUUUCAAUAAUUUCAUUCAUAUAUCUUUAGUGGUAAAAUCAUUAAUUCCUUCCUAUGUUUUCUGUUAACAAGCAAUUAUUACUGGGUAUAUCUUUCAGAGAUGACAUGAUUAAAAAUUUUGAAGGCCAAGGUUUUUCGUUAUUAGCUGAUAAAAAAUUUACAGUCAUUUAAUUGCGUAGAGCUACAUUUAAAUAUUUAAAACAAAGAAUUUGAUGCCAAAUCUUAACUGCAAAUGAAUUUUUAACACCCUAACCUUAUCACUCUACUGACAGACCAACUGGAAAGUUCAUUUUAUGAAUGCAUUUUUAAGCAGAAUGGGAGAGUGCAAAGUAUAAAUCUGUUUAUUUUAGGUUUGGCAGAAUUCCACGGAACACAACUCUACCAACAGUGUUUCACUUCACCUUCAAGUAAAUCACAAUCUUCCUCCAGUCAAACAAGUUGGAAAUGGAAAUCUACAGUGUGCAAUCUGUCAAAAAUCAUUCAACUCAGAAUCACAAGCAACACAGCAUUUUCAAAGCCCAAAACACAGACAGAAACUGAAUAGUGUAGAAGAUAGUAGAGAGGAGAUAAGUUCUGCACCAGGAGCAAAUGGAUUGCUUACACAACAAGAACUUAAUACAGAUGGAACAAGUCAUUCCUAUGAUGUUCCUGGAAAUGUAGAUAGAACUUUUCCUCUGUCACCGGCAAAAACUAAAGCUAUGGAAUUAUACUGUGAGAUUUGUGGUUUAAUGAUGAACUCCAUAAUGCAAAUGAAAACUCAUCUUCAAGGAUCAAAGCACAAGAAUAAUGUUGCAAGUAUGUAUCAGAAUUUCUUCCUGUUUUCUCUCUUAAUCCUUUAACUCCCAGGAUCUGAUUGUUAAUUCUCACCUCUAGCUGCUACACAUUUCCUUGUAAAUUGAUUGCAAGAAUUUUGUUUGAUCAGGAUAAUAACUUUUACCUGAUAUAUGUGGCAACUCUCAUUACCUGUUUGCUUGAUAGUGGGUGGAUAUUGUUUGGAGAAGUUACAUGUGAAUCACUUCUGGGAGUUAAAGGGUUAAACAAUGAUUAACCCUUUACUCAUUUUCAGAUGAUCAUUGUGCAAUUUCUCCUUACGACUCAUCAAGUCAGAACAAUAUGAGAAUUUAAAAAAAUUAAAAAUUGGAGGAUGUUUAAUCGAUCCAAUGCCAAAAUCUUACCGCCAAAGUACAAGCAAAUAUAUGAUGCUCAUUAAGGAGAAUGUCUGCUUAGAUAUUGGUAGUGAAACAGUAACUGUUAUUACUAAGCCAAAAUUUAAUGGCUUUUCUGUCACUGAGCCUGCUGAAAGGUUUCCCUGUUAACCCUUUAACUCUCAGAAGUGAUUAACAUAAAACUUCUCCCUACAAUACCCAUACAUUCUUCAGCAAACAGGUAAUGAGAAUAUUCAAACUUAUCAGGUAGAAGCUGCUAUCCUGAUCUAGCACCAAGUUCUCAUAUUUAUUAUUUGUAACGCACAUUUACAUGUGCAUAAUAUAUAGAUUUAGGCAAGCCUAAAAGUGGAGCUCGAAUUUUUUUUUUUCCUGCAUGUCUCUUCAACAAACUAAAGCCCCUACUAUGGAUAAAGUGUGUGGUAAUAUUAAUGGAUUUUCAUUUGCAACUUCUCCAUGUCCAUGUAGAGGACUGAUUAUAAGGUAGUGCCCGUGGUACAGUUGGCUGCACGUGCUAAAAGUAGCACCUUGUAUGGUCGUAUGGUCGUAUGGUCGUAUGGUCGUAUGGUCGUAUGGUUGUAUGGUCGUAUGAUUGUACGGUCGUACAGUUGUAUGGUCCUACGGUUGUAUGGUCGUACAGUCAUACAGUUGUACAGUUGUACAGUCGUACAUCCAGAUUUUUUUGGCUAGAUGGGUUACUACUAUUUUGUAAUAUAUAGAUUUAGCCACACUCUGCAAGCUCCGCUAUGAUCAAAUGCGCAAAAUACUUUCAAUUAUGCCUUUUAUAUGAAUUCUAUUUUGUUUUUUUAUUAUCUGCACUAUUUGUAAUGAAGACUUAUCUCAAUUAUUUUUGCUAAAGUCUUCCUUGAUAUGGUUGUCAAGUAAGUUUAGCCCUUGUUAUUUGUGGUGCUCAGCAAGUUUGUUUAUUCUAUAACUUGAUAUGCGGUUUCAUUGUGUUAGAAAGUUAACCCUCUAACUCCCAUGAGUGACCAAUACAUAAUUUCUCCUUUCAACAGCAAUACAAUAUCAGGUAGACAAGUGAUGAGAAUAAAGAAAAAUAUCAAUUAGGGAAUUAUAACUUGAUCGAAUACCAAAUUCUCAAAACUAACAUCACAAGAACUGUAUUGUAGACAGUAAGGAGAAUUACUAAUGAGAUCUUGGGAGUUAAAGGGUUAAAGAGCGAUGAAACAUUGACAUUGUUGUUAUGUCUCUACUUGUGCAGUAAAAGUAUGUUCUUUUGAUGAUCUCUAAAGAUUGAUUUACUGUAGAUCAAAGAGAGAAUAGGCAAAGAUCCUUCAGAAGGUCAAUUCAUAGCAGAGAGGGUCUUUGAGUAAUUAACUGUUCAGUCAGUUCUGUUCAUUGUUACCUUGCAUUUAAAAUUUCAGACAAGCAACCCAAAAACCAUCCUCAAAUUGAGUUGCGCUGUAUGGAUUGUACUACAACUUUUAAUUCACAAACACAGAUGAUCCAACACAUGACAAGUCCAAAGCAUAUGAACAAGGCAAAAAGGAAACAAACAAAUGGACAGUUCACUGCUUCAACAAGAGGUAGAGGACGAGGUUGGGGGUUUGGAAGAGGGAGAGGAGAAGGUAUGUGACAUCAAUAAUUUAUUUCUCCAAACUGUGUGUGAGGGGAGAUAUGGGGUCAAUCUGGGGUCCUGCUUCCCCACAAAAAAUUUGUUAUUUUAAAAUCUCUGAAAGAUGAUUUACAGCUUCUGGGGGACAUAUUUGAGUCAGUUUCCAUUUGCUAGACAUUGAUCUUGGAAUCACUUCAAAAAUACUUAAUUCUGUCUUUGAUCACAAUUCACAAAAUAGCUGAGUACAAAAUGGUCUGACAUCUGACAAGUUUUCCGCCAGCCUGAAAUAAUGCAGUUGUCCAUCAGAACAAGGAGAAAUAUCACAGGAUCAAUGAGAAUGCAAAUUAAAACAUCUAAGCUGCCUAAAGUACGGGAAACUAUAACUCUUUAUCCCCAAAGAGUGAUUAGCAUCUAAUUUCUCCUCACUAUAUCACCCCUGAAUCAAACAUGAAAGUCAUGAGAAUGGAGGAGAUGAUCACCAACUAUAGCAGCUCUUGAUUGUUACACAAAUUCUCCUUGUCAGCCUCUUUGGAAAUGUAUUGAGAAUAGUGUGGAGAAUCUGCAUACUGAUGUUAGGGGGAAAAGGGAUAAUAAGUGACAAAGUUGCAGUUGAUAUUAUGAAUGAAGGGGUAAGUUUCUAAAGAAACUGUGGUGCUGCGUCGGUGGGAGAGUAUAGCAGGCAAUCUAUCACUCUGACGAAGGGCUAACACUUGAAACGUCAGCUUUUUUACCCUUUACGGUGGCUAAUUUACAUUUUCAACUCAGUUGUUAACACUAAAUUACCUGCCGUUUUGCACCAGAUUACUUAUAAGGAGGUGGUGUGAGAUCAUUAUUAUUAUUAUUAUUAUUAUUAUUAUUCAAUUAAUAAAUGAUUUUUCUAGCAUUCAGAGGGGGAUACAGCCAUAGGGGAAGGGCAACAGCCAAGCUUCCUCCACUUGCAGCAAGUUUUGUCAAGGCUGAUACUAUGAUGAGUAACCAUGGCAACCAUUUCUUCCACUCUGUACAGUCAACAAUAAACACUACACAAUUUCCUGUUGGUCCAUCUUUCCAGCAGCCAUUUACUUAGGUUUUUUUAAGAUUAGAAACAUACUUUAGCAAAUGGCAAGAAAAAAGAUUUACAAGAUGUGACAUGUCAUGUAAACAAUGGUAAGUUGGCUCUGGAAAAUAACAGCUUUACAAGGCGCAUUUAUUUUUAAGAGGCAAAACUGAUGAUGUUUUGGCGUAGCUACAUGAAAAUGUUCAACCUUGAGUCUGUUUCCAUUUUUUCUCCUUGUUGUAACCAUUGUCACACGAAGGUACAGGAAAAAUCUAAAGUUACAGACUUGUGCAAAAUUAUUUGAAUUUUGAACAUCACAAAGGCUCAUCAAAGAAAAGUUAAUUCAGUUUGAAAAGGAAUUAAAAUGAAAUUUAUUUCAUCGAAAAUUAUAAUGAGAGAUGGAAUUUUCACCUCAGAACUGGAAUGAAGAGAUAUAUCACUGAUGUCAAGAGAGUGGUACUAAGGUGGAACUUUCUUAAAAACAACAAUUUUUGAAACCUCUAGUUCUUGAAUAUAACCUUUAACUCCCAUGAUUGACCAAUACAGAAUUUCUCCUUACAAUAUCAAUACAAUAUCAGCUAAAUGAGUGAUGAGAGUAAAGAAAAUACCAAUUUGGGGAUAAUUAGUUGAUCCAAUACUAAAUUCUCUGAUGUAACAUUAUAAGAAUUGUAUGGUUGACAGUAAGGAGAAAAACAAAUUUGAUCUGGGAGUUAAAUGGUUAACCAAAUUUACAAUGUGGUUUCAACAGCCUCCCACCCCUUCCCUACCUUGUCUCCCACCUAUACUAAGACAUUUUGAAAAGGGUAGGGGGAGGGGGGAGGGGGAAGGGGUAAGUCAAGUUUGCCUGGGGUCAACAGGGUUAGAAUGUAUGAUACUUACAUGUUGAUAUGUUUGUAAAUAUUGCAAUUUAUUGAAACAAAAAUGGAAAUCAAAAGAAUUACAAAUUUAUACAUUAAAUUAUUAUUUCGAAUGGCUAUAGAGAAAAAAACAACAACUGAUGUUCCCAGCCACAAAUAUUAUGCACUUGUAAUUUCCUGA